AUGUCCCUUCCACACAUACCAGCUGCACUGACGCUCCUCACUUCUCACCCAAUUGCACCUCGAAUAUUGACCUUCUAUACAAGCUUUGAAGACAACACAGCUCAACUCAUGUCUUUCUUCACGAACUUGCUCAAAGGCUUGAAGGGCACAACGCUUAUCCGCACAAACUCCCCGCCACGUACAAGCGGCAAUAUCAUCUCCAACCAAAUCAAUGAUGAAGACUGGGAGAUUGUCAACCCCCACGAAGUCGGUGUCUUCUACCACGACCGCGUCACACUCCUCCUUGGCCCUCGUCGAGAGACGCGCCAUCAAAUCCUCCUCACCGACAUGCCCAAGUCUUCCGGACUCCUGAAUCACCUCAGAAUCCUCCACCCAUCACACCGCACCAUACACCUCUUCUUUCCUGACCUACCGAUGGUAAAUUCCUACCUCGAUCUCCAGUCUGUAUCCGCCGAUGCUCUGGCGAUUGAAACGCCCUGGUUGGACAUCAUCAAGUUAGCUGCGACAGCUGAUAUAUUCCAAGAUACCUAUAUCGAAGACAAGGCACUUGCAGGGCUCAAUCAGAAAGCCAUUAUAGCCCUAACGCCUGGCAACGCAGUUUCGCUCUUCGAGGAUGACGACUUUUCAUUCGCCCACGUAUACCAUACCAGGACGGGUGAUGGAGGAAAGCUCUCAAAGACACUGCAUGGGAUUCGUCAAAUGGACAUGUAUAAAUCUGAGCUACCCGUGGUGAAGUUACCAAAGGCUGAAGAUGUGGAACCGAAGUCCGAGAGUUUGAUGCGGAAGACUCGAGGUAGCAAGUAUGACAACAGCAUGCUAAAGGGUAGGGGACUGGUGGCCGCAAAGAAGGAGGAAGACGAUAAGGUGCACCCGGUUCGGCAGCCGACCGUGCCACCUAACCUGGAAGCUUUGAAGCAUGGAGAUGUAAGCAACUUCAUCUAUCCGGGCAAGAAGAGCACGAGGAUGUAG
This is a messenger RNA of Alternaria atra, 969 nucleotides long. RefSeq lists its product as uncharacterized. Lineage: Eukaryota; Fungi; Ascomycota; Dothideomycetes; Pleosporales; Pleosporaceae. The coding region runs from base 1 to 969 and encodes 322 amino acids. The record is from RefSeq and is a predicted model, not a curated record. The transcript has a single exon.